CUAACCACGUGAUUCUUGUCUGUUUCCAUGUUUUGUAGCAAAACAGUGCCGCGGACUUGUCCAUGCUGGUCUUGGAGUCGCUGGAGAAGGCGGACGUGGAGGUGGCCGAUGAGCUGCUGGAAAAUCUGGCUAAACUAUUUAGUCUGAUGGACCCGAACUCUCCGGAGCGAGUGGCCUUUGUGUCCAGGGCCCUGAAGUGGUCCAGCGGGGGCUCCGGGCGGCUGGGCCACCCCCGGCUGCACCAGCUGCUGGCCCUCACCCUGUGGAGAGAGCAGAACUACUGCGAGUCUCGGUACCACUUCCUGCACUCGGCCGACGGGGAGGGCUGCGCCAACAUGCUGGUGGAGUACUCCACGUCCCGCGGCUUCCGCAGCGAGGUGGACAUGUUCGUGGCCCAGGCCGUCCUGCAGCAACUGUUUUUUGCAGGACACGUGAUUAGCAGAUUGUUCCUCUGUUUAAAAAACAAAAGCAGCGCGUCCGUGGUGUUCACGACGUACACACAGAAGCACCCGUCCAUCGAGGACGGCCCUCCGUUCGUGCAGCCGCUGCUCAACUUCAUCUGGUUCCUGCUCUUGGCCCUGGACGGAGGGAAGCUGACCGUGUUCACGGUGCUGUGUGAGCAGUACCAGCCGUCGCUGCGGCGGGACCCCAUGUACAACGAGGUGAGGCCCGCGGGCGGCGGGAGCGGCGGGAGCAACCUUCUGAGCAGCCUCAUGGGCUCCUCGGAGCAGGAGGGCGAGGACAGCCAGGACGACAGCAGCCCCAUCGAGCUCGACUGA
Messenger RNA from Myotis brandtii (Brandt's bat), 779 nucleotides. RefSeq names its product golgi to ER traffic protein 4 (gene GET4). Gene Ontology annotation, biological process: protein insertion into ER membrane. The coding region runs from base 63 to 779 and encodes 238 amino acids. NCBI's taxonomy places the organism in Eukaryota, Metazoa, Chordata, Mammalia, Chiroptera, Vespertilionidae. The record is from RefSeq and is a predicted model, not a curated record. Gene Ontology annotation, cellular component: BAT3 complex; cytosol. Gene Ontology annotation, molecular function: protein binding. The transcript has 7 exons.